Molecule: messenger RNA, 1146 nt
Organism: Medioppia subpectinata
Lineage: Eukaryota; Metazoa; Arthropoda; Arachnida; Sarcoptiformes; Oppiidae
Source: the annotation of a GenBank genome assembly
AUGGCAGCGAUGCCAGAGUUGACGACAUACGAGGCGACAGUAGUGACUGGUCUGGAGUGGAUCGCAGCCGAAGAAUGCGUUGAGAAGUUGGCCACAAAGAAAGUGACACAAAGUCACGGCCGGGUCUUCAUUGAAACCGAUCGACCCGUUCAACAGGUGUUUGAUUUGAAAUCUGUUGAUAAUAUUUAUGCCGUUAUUUACGACAACGCGAGCGAAGAGGUGCCCAAAAAUGCUGAAGAAUUGAGCCAAAAGUUGACAAGUAUUUCAACCGCUUGUGAUUGGAGUCGAGGCCUGAAGACAUGGAUGGAUGCUUACAAUUGGACUAAAUGUGAUUUGAAGACAAUAUUGGACACUAACGCCGAUCUAAAGGACAUGAAACCGGCGUUUCGGGUGACCGCCAACCGAACCGGUGAUCAUAAAUUCAAUUCACACGAAUGUGCGGUCAUUUUGGGCGCCAUUAUUAACGAUACUUAUCACUGGAAAGUCUCGAUGAAAGAGUUUGAUAUCGAAGUCGUCCUUAACGUUAGAGACAAUCACUUCUAUGUCUGUCUGGCGUUGACUCGAGAGUCACUUCACAGACGAAAUCUGGUCUGUUUUGGACCGACAAGUCUUCGGGCGACCAUUGCUUACAAUAUGCUUCGUAUGGCAAACGUUCAGUUGGGAGACAUCGUAUGCGACCCGAUGUGUGGCUCCGGAGCCAUACCUGUGGAGUGCGCUCACAAUUGGCAAACCUUUGGCAUCGCUGCCGACAAUCAUCCCGUGGCUGUCGAGCGGACACAAACCAAUUGUCGCCAUAACAAGUCUCUCACAGACGUGAAUCAAUGGGACGUCACAGCACUUCCGUUUCGCUCCGACUCUAUCGACGUCUUCAUCACUGAUUUGCCAUUUGGGAAGCGUUUGGGAUCCAAACACGACAAUAAAACCUUAUAUCCGGCACUUCUUCAGCAACUGAGUCGAUGCAUUCGUGUCGGCACCGGAAGAAUGGUUCUGUUGACUCAAGACAAACGAAAUAUGAUUCAGUCGUUGCAGAAACCAUAUGUUAGUAAGUAUUGGAAAGUCGUUCGCAAGACAUUUGUCCGCAUCGGAGGUCUCGACGCUUCCAUAUUUGUUCUCAAACGUAACGCUUUGCCGUUCACUCCCAUAUAA